This is a messenger RNA of Planococcus citri (citrus mealybug), 2509 nucleotides long. RefSeq lists its product as uncharacterized. The transcript has 2 exons. NCBI's taxonomy places the organism in Eukaryota, Metazoa, Arthropoda, Insecta, Hemiptera, Pseudococcidae. The record is from RefSeq and is a predicted model, not a curated record. Bases 272 to 2398 code for a protein of 708 amino acids.
CGCAGGUCCAGUGUCUAUAAUAUAAACGAGAUUUACGCAUGCACUACGCAUGCAUUUGUAUUUUGUACAUUGUAUGUUUGUUGUUUGUGCGCUUCAAAAUUUUCACGGGAUCCACGUUUGGUGUUUUUCGAUUAUCGUUAUUUUUUUCGAUUCGUUUACGUUUCUAACUUGAGUGUUUUUUCUUGUGAAUUCGAAGAGUGCGGUGCACGAUUUGCAGAUUUUUUUCAUGUAAGUAUAAUUUUUUUCGAGCACGCGGAGGUUGCAGUUCGACAUGGGUGACAUCGAAGAAUACCCUUUCCUUUUCAUGAAUACGCCGUCGUCACUGCAACUCCUGGCGUCAACCGAAGUGGCGUUAAUGUUAUGGCAAUUCAAAUGUGCAGCUUCAGACGUUUAUAGAAAUGGAUUCGGUUGGUAUGGGUGGGAAAAAGAAGUCUUCGGCUGCGAAGAAAUACUCGUUGUUCGGGUUCCGUCUCGAAUCAGAUCACAAAUAGACGAAAAAAUUUCCGCGGUUGGCAAAGAACUUAUACAUUGGAAGACUUUCCACAGUGACGUUUUUAGAUACCGAGGAACAUUUUCCAAAUGUAUUAAGCAUAUGGUCUUAGAUUUUUCCGGAACCAUUGAUUACAAAGCGACCGCGAUGAAUAUCUUGAAUUCGGGUGAACUCGGCGACGUCGGAAAUUAUAGAAUGGCAUGUCUGUAUUAUUUGGAAGAUCAAGUCAGACGGUUUUGGCCUUCGGUAGCAAAUAUAUCACUAAUCGAUGGAAAUUCUUGGAGCGGCGAUCAGCUUACGCGCAGUGUAUCUUACUGGAAUGGUGUCAUGAAAUCAGAAAAAAAUUCGAUCAUCGACAGGCCUAGUGAGCAUUUUAGAGAACGAUGGAUAGAGUUGGCAAAUCGGGCAAAGGAUAGAGCAGCGUUUGAGCAGUUUUAUCAAAUGUUACCAGCUCAUGAAACACUGGAUGAAACUAUUUUUUACCUGAGAAAUUGCGAAUGCCGAGCUGCGAUACGUACAUUACCUACACUAAACCGAGUGCAGGUUGAAGAAGUAUUCGAAGGGAAGGCCCACGCGACGUUUGCAAUUUUAGCCAUGGACCACGAUCAGCGUUUCUUGCAGUUUGCGCGUCAAUCGUGGACUCUCGUGCGACAUUUGAUUUUGGCAGAUGAAUGGAGGUUUGUUUCUGUCCUGUACGUAUUGUGGAAAAUCGCAUUCUGUCCUGAUGGUUUUUUAGAUAGGAGUUAUACACGUUGCAAUGAAAUUAGCGAAUUGUUGCUGGAAAUCUGGUCAGAUGCAUCGGACGAAUUAAAAUCUGCCGUUUCUAAUAAAUACAUUCACAAUUUUCUCGACCAAGAUUUUGAAGUAUUUAAAACGUUGUCUGUUUAUCGCCGCUAUAGUUAUGGUCACGAUAUGAAAUUUAUCAUAGAUAUGCUGAACGUAUCACGAGACGUUGAUAAAGUUUCGCUGUGGGAGAGAAAUUGCCACGGAUUCGCUUUACGUUCCAAAGUUUCGGAUUUCCAACAACUGAUGAGUGUCUGUUUAGCGAAUAACGAAGACGAAGUCGAGUGUUACAAAAGUGAAGUGAUGGGUUUCCAUGAUAUUCAUGGCAUAAUGAUUGCGAACGGAUUCUAUUCAGAUUUCAGAGAUCACCUGUGUUUUUGUUCGAGGGAUGCGAGACACUUUCAACAAUUGGGAAAAGAACUACUCGAUUCGAAUCUAGAUUCUAUUUUACUUCACAACGAUGAUGAAUUCGCUAAAUUCGAGUGGUUCGUUGGGGAGUUGUUUUCAAACGAGAAAAAGGACUUAGAAGAAUUCAAAGCGCAGAUGAUUUCAUCAGCUGGAAGUCUCAGAAACCUGCUCGUAGCACGAUGUAAUAAUAGUAAAAUUCGUCCGAAUCAUUUCAGCACAUUCAUUGGCCGAUUUGUUACCGAAGAAAAUGAAUAUAAUCUAGUGAAAAGUAAAUUAUUAGAGCAGUGUCGUAGCUAUCCGAUGAAAUGCUCACGCAAGGGCAAGAUUGAUUACUUCGACGAAUGGAUAGAAUUUCUCGAAUGGUGUAUUCCGGACCCUGAAGAACAUUCAGCCUUCAAGAAGUCGUAUAAUGUGGAUGGGAUUUUCUUAAAAUUGUUGUGUGAUACUACGUGGUGGUCAACUUCAGAAGAGAUAUUUUUCGAUAAAUUUUUAAAAUGGUAUUUUGGAAACGAAGAAGAUAGCAAAAAUUUCAAAUUAGAUAUGAUAAAAAAAAAUUACACGCGAAUCCAUUUUGUGCGUACCAAGAUGCGGAGUAAGGAUUAUGCUGAUCGUCGUGUGGUGUCUAAUUUGUUGAGAUGGUUCUUUGAUAAUAAUACUGAAGAUUUAUGUAGAUUUUGCAAAAGUUGUAAUUUUAUUCAGCACCCGAAUGUACCAUAAUGAAUAUGAUGGGGGUGAAACUCGAUAUAAUUAUUUUUUUUCUUCAAGGGUAAAUUGAUAUCUACACCUACCUAUGUACUGUACAAUUUUAUUAAAUUCUUGAUAUACUUA